GUCGAGAUCUAUACAACUUGAAGAUGGUAAAGCCUGUCAAAUUGUCAAUGGGAAUCUUUGUGACCUGUCAACAAGUCAAAGAUUUUUGGCAUGCGUUGGCUCCUUGGCCUCCUUGGCCAGUAGACUUCCGCAAGGCUGCCACAGACAAUAAUCACGCAGUUGUGGUGGUCACCGCCCGGACGUUUCUUUCAGCCUUUCCAUCAUCGACUGUCCUUCUCCAUUCUUAUCGUGCAUCUACCGAACAACCACUGAUCAUCCCACAAGCUGUCCAACCAACAAGACCUGAGCCAUCAAGAUUAUCCGACACCACCACCCGUUAAGUAUCAAAAAUGCCUCUCUCCCAACACACCGCCCUCCCCCACGUCGCCAACGCCUUCGGGACCAUCUUCAUCGGAUUCGGGGUCAACGCUCUCCUCCGCCCCGAGCACGCCUUGACCUUCUUUGAAUGGGCACCGCCCACCACUCUCCCCGAGCGACAACUGGUCAACAGCCUCGUCCACAUCUACGGUGUGCGCGAUAUAUUCAUGGGUCUUGCCAUCUACGCCGCCUCCUUCUACGGCACCAGGAAGUCGCUCGGGUGGACGUUGCUGGCUGGUAGCGCGGUGGCCUAUGCCGACGGGGCGGUUUGCUGGACGUGGGGACAAGGACAAUGGGGUCACUGGGGCAGUCUACAGACGAUGGCGCAAAUCUCUGGUAAUAUAACCAGCAGCAGGAAUGGCAAUACUCCCAGCAGACAGCAUACCACAUUCGAUGGAAUAUCUGACCCGACCAAUGCGCAGGGGGAAACCGAGUACCCAACGGGCACCAAAUUCUGGCUGCUCAUGCUCACCCUGGCUGCGGUGCUUAUUCUGAUCAGCAUCGACAUGAACAUCGUUGCCACAGCCGUCCCCGGUAUAACCGACCAUUUCCACACCAUUGCCGAUGUGGGCUGGUAUUCUUCCGCCUUCCGGCUCUGCCAGUGCGCCUUCCAGUUUGUUUUUGGCAGAGCGUACCAGCUCUUCUCCAUCAAGCGUGUCUUUCUGCUUGCCAAUGUCAUCUCGACAGCAGGCUCACUGCUCUGCGGGGCGGCAGCAACUUCACCCAUGCUGAUCGUGGGAAGGGCAGUCACCGGCCUCGGCACGGCGGGCUUACUAUCUGGAUGCUUCGUGAUCCUCGUCCACUCCACACCCUUCCGCAGACGGCCCAUGUUCACGGGGAUAAUGAGCGCCAUCGAAGGACUAGCCACCCUCUCCGCACCCCUCUUAGGCGGAGCAAUCGUGCAGUCCCUCGGCUGGCGCUGGUGCUUCUACCUCAACGUGCCCAUCGGCGCUGUCACUCUGUUCUUAACGAUGUGCUGCUUCUCUGACCCGCCCAAGCCCGACAACCUCGCCCGCCUAACCCUCAAGCAAAAGAUCUCGCAACUCGACCUCCUCAGCAACCUGCUCUUCAUCCCCGCCCUAACCAGCCUCUUCCUGGCCUUCUCCUGGGCCGGAACCAAAUACCCCUGGUCCAGCAUCCCCGUAAUCGCACCCCUCGUCACUUUUACCCUCCUCAUGACCGCAUUUAUCUACAACCAACACCGCCAAGGCACCACCGCCGCCCUGCCCCUCCGGAUCCUCAAACACCGCAGCAUCAUCGCCGGCAGCAUCUUCAUCGCGUGCGGCAACAGCACCGGCAACGUCCUCGAAUACUACCUGCCGACCUACUACCAAGUCGUGCGGGGCUACACCCCCGCCCAGAGCGGGUACAUGAUGCUCCCCAUCAUCAUCGCAGGGACCGUCGGUGCACUAGUCCACGGCUUCGGAACCAGCCUCUUGGGCUACUACGCCCCGUUUAUGAUUGCAGCCUCAAUCAUCAUGCCCGUCGCCGCGGGGCUGAUCACCACGUUCGAAGUCAGCACCAGCCUGGCGCAGCUGCUCAUCUACACCGCUUUCUCGGGGCUAGGAUACGGCAUCGGAUUCUCCGGACCACAAAACGCCGUACAAACCGUUCUGCCACCGGAGGACGUCCCGCUGGGCACGUCGGUGAUGCUGUUCGCGCAGUCGUUCGGGCCGGCGGUGGCGGUGGCGAUCGCGCAGGUGCUGUUCGUGAACCAGCUGGCGCAGAAUCUGGGGAGUGUGUCGCCCGGGCUCAGUUCGGCGGAGGUAGAUCGGAUGGGGUUGACGCAGAUCGUGACGGGGUUAUCUCCGGACAAGGCGGCAGAGGCGCGCCGGGCAAUCGAUCGGAGUAUCGUCCAGACGUGGUAUUUGGUGGUGGGGCUGGCGUGCGCGACGGGGGUGGGGAGUCUGGGGAUGGAAUGGCGGUCGGUCAAGAAGACGAGGCGGGAGUAG
Messenger RNA from Aspergillus uvarum CBS 121591, 2309 nucleotides. Its product is annotated as efflux pump antibiotic resistance protein. Gene Ontology annotation, molecular function: transmembrane transporter activity. The transcript has 2 exons. Gene Ontology annotation, biological process: transmembrane transport. The coding region runs from base 330 to 2309 and encodes 659 amino acids. The record is from RefSeq and is a predicted model, not a curated record. NCBI's taxonomy places the organism in Eukaryota, Fungi, Ascomycota, Eurotiomycetes, Eurotiales, Aspergillaceae.